CUUUUUAUUGUGAUGUAUUUUUAUGCUAUGCAUUGUGUGCCAAGUAAAUGUUUCCAUGCUCAAGGGAGCUUUAUUCACCAUCCUUCUUAUCUACCGCUCACCUGAUGGAAAACACUGAAUGAGAUUUAGAUGGGGUCAUAGAGAUAGUUGUCUUAUUACUUUAACAUUAGCAUCACAGUUUACAUUUGGUUUGAAAACUGCUGGUGCUGUAAUUUCAAAUCUGUCUGCUGUCAAGUGACAGAUGAGCAUUAGGGACAUUUUUUUUCUCUACUGGUGCAUGGAAGUACUACUAGGAGCUUAGCCAAUGAUUAACUGAUACAAUGUUUGACAACUUUUGACGUAGCCUGAGUCCUACAAAUCCUGCCCAGCAUCAGAAGUGUCAUGCAUGCUCCCUUCAUUUUCAAUCUUGUUUGAUAGCAGCUGUGAGUGUGCUUUAUCUGUCAUAUCUCUCUUCUGGCUUCUUCUGUCUCUCAACUUUUCUAUCAUCUUUUUUUCAACUAUACCUUUUGUCUAUUUACUUGUGACUGGCUACUCUGUUCAUCCUGUCUUUCAUUUUCUCUCUAUUCUCCGUCACCUCUUCAUCUCCUCCUUAAACCUUUGUUCGCUACCCUCUUCCAACUCCACUCUCCUCUCUCCUCUCUCCUCUCUCUAUGGCCUUAAAAAGCUUUCAUUCUUUAUCCUGCUGUAUCUGUAGUUAAAUAUGAACUGUGAACUGGACACUCUGUCUCUGUUUCUCCUUAUCCCUCCCUCUCCAACUAAUCUAUGGCAGCAACAGCAACUGCUGAGGCCAUCUCUGCUGAGACCUGAGGAGCUCUCCAUGGAGUCAGGCAUCGACCCAGGCCAAGACUACUACAGGGACGAAUACUAUAAUUACGACCAGGGGUAUGACCUUCCUCAGUAUGGCAGUCGCAGGAAGCUGAUCUCUCCCAUGUAUGAUGAACAUGGAGAGCUGAUUAUGGAGGAUGAGUACUACAGCCCCCAUGGGUCUGAGCCUGGAGUGAGAAGGAAGCGGAUCAAGCUGGUGGUGGACAGAGAGUAUGAGACCAGCUCCACAGGAGAGGACAGCGCUCCUGAACCCCAGAGGAACCGCCUGUCUAACAUCAACAGCCACGCUAACAUCAACGGGAACAUCUACUUCGCCCAGAACGGGACCAUUGUGCGGACCAGGAGGCCUGGCCACCCCAACAAUCUCAAGGUGGGCUCCCCGGGCCGCUUGGGAAAACAGUUUAAAAAGUUGGACAUGCUAACUGAGACUCAGGAAGAGAAGCUUCCUCUAAACAGCGUAGGGGAACCAGUAACAGGAAAUGGAACAGGUACACUUACAGGCAUUUCCUCAACCGUUGACAUUAACCUCAACACCCGGCCGUCCAGCGGGUCCCUGGGGUCCAGCAUCACGGGCCUUGACAGUAUUGGGUCCAAAUCCAAUAUUGCCAAGGCCCUACAUGACAGGAACAGCAGGAGUAACUGUUGUGUAGACGAGCAGGAGUCGUGUGUGGACAACAUGGCGUCGAAAGAAACGUUGACGUCCCACAGUGACCACACACUGUCGGAUGAGGAGGAGCUGUGGAUGGGGCCUUGGAACAGCCUGCACAUACCAAUGACUAAAUUAUGACAUAUGGACUGCUGAGAGUUUAUAUUUUUCUGUUGACAAAGUUGACCAUGCUUUUAAUGUGUUGAGAUAUGGGAGCAACAAAUGAUUGUAUGCCUCUGCUGUAUAAGCGCCAAUCACUGUCCAAGACUAGCAGUGUGAUUGCGCUAACAGUAUUAUUUCAUUAUUCUUAUGAAUGAUGACUUUUGAUAUGGUGAUGUUAAACGUGUCAAAUACAUAUCCCUGAUAGAGCUAUUAUACAAAUCAGUCAACUUGCUAUGAAGCAAUGCUUGUCUCGAAAAAAAUGUAUGAAAAGUAAUGAAUGGUGAUUGGCAUUAUCCAUCAAAUGUACCUUGAGGACCUUUGUCUCGCUGGAUGUUGCGCAAUAUAAGUAUUUUCUGGAUUUAGAGGUGAAGGAUGUUUGGAGCCUACAUACUUUAUAAUACAGAUAAAUAUAAUUAUGUUAAUUAAGAAAUUAUAUGUAUUUUGCUAAAAUUGCAUUUUAUUUGUAAAUAAUCAAAUAUUCAGAUUUGAUUAUUUUGUGUUUGAAUCAUUUCCAAUAUUUUGAAAUCUUAUCAGAAAGUUUAUGGAAUUAUUGUUGUCUUUUAUUAUCAAUCAGAGUAUGGGGGAACAUUUGGACUUGUAACCAAUGACAUAGAAGUAAUGCAAACAUGUCUGUCAAUAUUUCAACAAAGAAAUAUGUUAAUAUUGUCAUUAUUUAAACUAUAUUGUUUUUAACAGACAUGUGUAUCUACAUGAUGUGGUAUUUUCAGUCCCUUAAAAUUUGAUGCAAAACUGUUUGAGAAAUGUUCUAAAUACAUCAGGUCCCUGCAGAUGGGGAAACACUACCAAAUAAUGUUUCAAUCUCAACAAUAAAGUUUUAACAUGCAAUUAUUUGGAGAACUGGCAUGAAUGAAGUAGCACAACAUCUGCAGGUAACUCAUGUCAAGACACAGGUAUUGUGUAGAAUGCUGUUUACAAAGGCCCAAUAUUGAACUCUGAAAAAGUACCAUUUGAGUGACUUUGGCAAGGAAAUGUGAAAUUCAUCCCUGUGGUUUUCAUUCAGUACACUCAUCAUAAAUAGUUUUUGUUGUCCCCAUUAGCUUGUGAUCUGAAAAUAAGUUGGUGGUAUUUGACAAACUUCCUAACCUAGAGAAUUUUUCUAAAGCAUCCUCCUUAUCAUCUUGAAUGACUUGGGAUUGGCAAUUGUAUAUGAUAUUAAAUGCUAAUCAUCUUUCAUAAGCUUGACUUUCUACCUAUAAGUCGUCUUCCAAUUUAUCUUCGGACAAUUGGAAUUCCAGACUAUAAAGAGAUGAGGUAAUGUAGA
This is a messenger RNA of Salmo salar (Atlantic salmon), 2915 nucleotides long. The record is from RefSeq and is a predicted model, not a curated record. NCBI's taxonomy places the organism in Eukaryota, Metazoa, Chordata, Actinopteri, Salmoniformes, Salmonidae.